CCGUCCGAGCCGGGACCUGUACGCGGCGCCGGUGAGGCGCAGCAUGUGAAGCGGAGACGGCGUCCCGCGCCGGGCGAGCCUCCCAGCCGGCCGGGAUGGCGACGACGGCCGAGCUCUUCGAGGAGCCUUUUGUGGCAGAUGAGUAUAUUGAACGUCUUGUAUGGCGAACCCCAGGAGGAGGUUCUAGAGGUGGACCUGAAGCUUUCGACCCUAAAAGAUUAUUAGAAGAAUUUAUAAAUCAUAUUCAAGAACUCCAGUUAAUGGAUGAAAGGAUUCAAAGGAAAGUAGAGAAGUUAGAGCAACAGUGUCAGAAGGAAGCCAAGGAAUUUGCCAAGAAGGUACAAGAGCUUCAGAAAAGCAAUCAGGUUGCCUUCCAACAUUUCCAAGAACUAGAUGAGCAUAUUAGCUAUGUAGCAACCAAAGUCUGUCACCUUGGAGACCAGUUGGAAGGAGUAAACACACCAAGACAACGGGCAGUGGAAGCUCAGAAAUUGAUGAAAUACUUCAAUGAAUUUCUAGAUGGAGAAUUGAAAUCUGAUGUUUUUACAAAUUCUGAAAAGAUAAAGGAGGCAGCAGACAUCAUUCAGAAGUUGCACCUAAUUGCCCAGGAAUUACCUUUUGAUAGAUUUUCAGAAGUAAAAUCCAAGAUUGCAAGUAAAUACCAUGACUUAGAAUGCCAGCUGAUUCAGGAGUUUACUAGUGCUCAAAGAAGAGGUGAAAUCUCCAGAAUGAGGGAAGUGGCAGCAGUACUUCUUCACUUUAAGGGUUAUUCUCAUUGUGUUGAUGUUUAUAUAAAGCAGUGCCAGGAGGGGGCUUAUUUGAGAAAUGAUAUAUUUGAAGAUGCAGCAAUACUCUGUCAGCGUGUGAACAAGCAAGUUGGAGAUAUCUUUAGUAAUCCAGAAACAGUACUGGCUAAACUUAUUCAAAAUGUAUUUGAAAUCAAACUACAGAGUUUUGUGAAAGAUCAGUUGGAAGAAUGUAGGAAAUCAGAUGCAGAACAGUAUCUCAAAAAUCUUUAUGAUUUAUAUAUUCAAGAUUUGAAAGAGAGAAUUAGACAGCGUACCAACUUACCACUGGGGCCAAGUAUUGAUACUCAUGGGGAAACUUUCCUAUCCCAAGAAGUGGUGGUUAAUCUUUUACAAGAAACCAAACAAGCCUUUGAAAGAUGUCAUAGGCUCUCUGAUCCUUCUGAUUUACCAAGGAAUGCCUUUAGAAUUUUUACCAUUCUUGUGGAAUUUUUAUGUAUUGAACAUAUUGAUUAUGCUUUGGAAACAGGACUUGCUGGAAUUCCUUCCUCAGAUUCUAGGAAUGCAAAUCUCUAUUUUUUGGAUGUUGUGCAACAGGCCAAUACUAUUUUUCAUCUUUUUGACAAGCAGUUUAAUGAUCACCUUAUGCCACUAAUAAGCUCUUCUCCUAAGUUAUCUGAAUGCCUUCAGAAGAAGAAAGAAAUAAUUGAACAAAUGGAGACGAAAUUGGAUACUGGCAUUGAUAGGACAUUAAAUUGUAUGAUUGGACAGAUGAAGCAUAUCUUGGCUUCAGAACAAAAGAAAACAGAUUUUAAACCAGAAGAUGAAAACAAUGUUUUAAUUCAGUAUACUAAUGCCUGUGUAAAAGUCUGCGCUUAUGUAAGAAAGCAAGUGGAGAAGAUCAAAAAUUCCAUGGAUGGCAAAAAUGUGGAUACAGUUUUGAUGGAACUUGGAGUACGUUUUCAUCGACUUAUUUAUGAGCAUCUUCAACAAUAUUCUUACAGUUGUAUGGGUGGCAUGUUAGCAAUUUGUGAUGUGGCUGAAUAUAGGAAGUGUGCCAAAGACUUCAAGAUUCCAAUGGUAUUACAUCUUUUUGAUACUCUGCAUGCACUUUGCAACCUUCUUGUAGUUGCCCCAGAUAAUUUAAAGCAAGUCUGCUCAGGAGAACAACUUGCUAAUCUGGACAAGAACAUACUUCACUCCUUCGUACAGCUCCGUGCUGACUAUAGAUCUGCCCGCCUUGCUCGGCACUUCAGCUGAGGUUAAAGUGACAAAGGAAAUACGUUUGAGCAGGCCUCGGCUGACAGAAAGCACAGCAGAUCCCUUACGGCACAGCCGACAUUUUAUGGAAAAACGACUGAAGAAAACAGCAGCCAUACUUACCUUUUGGUUUUAUUUGAAAUUUGGACACCACUAACUGUAUUUACUUUUUUUCCUGCUAAGUUGAAUUAUAAUUCCAUUCUUGAAUUUAUACAUUUCAAAUUCUGUAAAACUACAUGUCACUGUUUUUCAUUCUGGAAAAUGUUGGUGUCAGAAGGCAAAUGAAAUUUUACCAGUGUAUGGUUCUAGUUCUUUAACUUAAUUCCAUCUGGAAAUUUUACCAUCCCAUUUUGCAUUAAUACUGGAUAAAUUACAAAAAAAAAUUAUUAUUCAUCAGUUUUUAAUGACCUUUUCAGUACUAGUAAUUCUUAAUCAGAUUAUUGUAGAUUUUCCUAAAGAAUUUGUUGACUCAGAGGUUAAUGAGUAUAAUUUCUGUAGUUUUGUUGAUUACAGUUUUUUCCAGGAUACAAUUCCAAGAAAAUAUUAUAAACUAAAAUAAUAAAAUAGUUUAUGCAGACAUUAUCAGAAUACAUCUGCUUUCUCAGUAAAUUUAAAGUUUACUGUUUUUUAUUUGAUAAGUAAAUUUAAGCCAAUUCUAGUAAAUUAAUAAAACUACCUUAUUUUAUAUUUCAUUUAAUGUAGAAGACUUUAACUAAAGAACCGUAUUUAUUCAUUACUUUAAUGUUAUAAGGGAAAGUAAAUGAGGGGUAGUCUUAAGUGGUGCAUAUGAGAAAUACAUGUUUAGGAACAAUGCAGUUCUUUAAGAUUUUUAUCUUACUGAUAAACUUGAAUAAGAUGUGAUCUCUAAACCUACAGGUAAUCUACUUUAAGAAGAAUUGGAAAUUGAUCAGUGACACUAUAUAUUCUAAGUUUGGGCAUCAAAGGCUGGUUACUUUUCAGAUCUGUAGUUGUUUUCAUUAUCCUUUUUCAAGUCAUUUCUAAAGUUCUUCCUACUUAGCUAUGGUUAAUUGAAUUGGCUUAAUAUGGUGGCAUAAUAAAUUAUUUAAAAAUUUUAAACAUGAAAAAAUUUUGAAAUAGUCAUUACUUUAUAAACCUUUUAAAUUUGCUCUGCAAGAACACAUUCUAAAUUAAAUGUAGUGUUCCAGCUUCUGUUGUGUUGCUUACAGUCUUCUAGGAACCAGACAAACUUUAAUGUUCACUUCAUUUUUGGCAAUUUUUUCUUAAAUGUAAGGCUUUAUAGUCUAAUUUGGGAAAACUGCCUUUCUUCUCAGAAUCCAAUUCUAAGUGGUUAUCGAUUUUUCCAAACCAUCCAGGUCCAGAGCUACCUACUGUUUAAAUUACCAUUGACUGAAUUUUUUCAUUUUCUGUUUAGCCCAGUGUUAUCAAGGUAUGCAAAGCAAAUGAAAUAUGCCAACUUUUGUCAAAGCAUUUUUGGAUAUUGUGGCAGCUUUAGAAGGCUUUCCAGAUUUCUUUUCUUAUCCAAGGGAGAACCAGCAUAGGUUUUGGAUACAAGAAAAAGUCAUAUCCUUGUACUGUUGCCAUUUUAGAAAGCUCUUAUGUGAAUUCAAAUUAUACCUCUGUUACUUAAAGCCAAUUUAAAGGCAGUAGUUUUACUGGCCAUUUGAAUUCUUUGUACAGUGUCAAUUUGUAAAAAAACAAAAAAAC
Messenger RNA from Octodon degus (degu), 3692 nucleotides. RefSeq names its product exocyst complex component 5 (gene Exoc5). The transcript is spliced from 17 exons. NCBI's taxonomy places the organism in Eukaryota, Metazoa, Chordata, Mammalia, Rodentia, Octodontidae. Bases 96 to 2006 code for a protein of 636 amino acids. Gene Ontology annotation, cellular component: cytoplasm; exocyst. The record is from RefSeq and is a predicted model, not a curated record. Gene Ontology annotation, biological process: Golgi to plasma membrane transport; exocytosis.